CGGUGGCCCUUCCAGUCGCGUUACUAUCCAGAGAUUCAUCCGUACCAGGGACGGAGGGAGAGAGGAGGGGAGAGGGAGGAGGGGACACACACACACACACACACACGGGGGGGUGGGGAGAGAGAGAGACUGCCUCCAGCUGCUCUCGCUGGAGAAAGGGAGUGACCCAAGGGGCCGCGAGUGAAGGGGCAAGAUGGCUUAGGCACCUCUGCCCAAACGACCCCACGACAGGGAGAGGUUCCAGCUACAGCUCCUCCGUGGGGUCAUGGCAGGGGCUGGGGAGUCCCCCCGAAAUCCCUGAGCGCCCCUUGCACUGCCGCUAAGGGACACCUCAGAAGUUAGCCUCAGUGGGACUCGGCAGCUCCGAUCUCAACAACAUCCCAGCUAUGGCUGGCGAUUCUAGGAAUGCCAUGAACCAGGGCAUGGAGAUUGGAGUUACUCCUUGGGACCCCAAGAAGAUUCCCAAACAGGCCCGCGAUUACCUCCCCAUUGCCACAGACCGCACACGCCUGCUGGCCGAGGGCAAGAAGCCGCGCCAGCGCUACAUGGAGAAGAGCGGCAAGUGCAACGUGCACCACGGCAACGUGCAGGAGACCUACCGGUACCUGAGCGACCUUUUCACCACCCUGGUGGACCUCAAGUGGCGCUUCAACCUGCUCGUCUUCACCAUGGUUUACACUGUCACCUGGCUGUUCUUCGGCUUCAUUUGGUGGCUCAUUGCUUAUAUCCGGGGCGACCUGGACCACGUUGGUGACCGAGAGUGGAUUCCUUGCGUUGAAAACCUCAGUGGCUUCGUGUCCGCUUUCCUGUUCUCCAUUGAGACGGAAACGACCAUUGGGUACGGCUUCCGAGUCAUCACUGAGAAGUGCCCAGAGGGGAUCAUACUCCUGUUGGUUCAGGCCAUCCUGGGCUCCAUCGUCAAUGCCUUCAUGGUGGGGUGCAUGUUUGUCAAGAUCAGCCAGCCCAAGAAGAGAGCGGAGACCCUCAUGUUUUCCAACAACGCGGUCAUCUCCAUGCGGGACGAGAAGCUGUGCCUCAUGUUCCGAGUGGGUGACCUCCGCAACUCCCACAUCGUGGAGGCCUCCAUCCGUGCCAAGCUCAUCAAGUCCCGGCAGACCAAAGAGGGCGAGUUCAUCCCCCUGAACCAGACCGACAUCAACGUGGGCUUCGACACGGGCGACGACCGCCUCUUCCUGGUGUCUCCCCUCAUCAUCUCCCAUGAGAUCAAUGAGAAGAGCCCUUUCUGGGAGAUGUCUCAGGCUCAGCUUCAUCAGGAGGAGUUCGAAGUCGUGGUCAUUCUAGAAGGGAUGGUGGAAGCCACAGGGAUGACCUGCCAAGCCAGGAGCUCCUACAUGGAUACAGAGGUGCUCUGGGGCCACCGAUUCACACCAGUCCUCACCUUGGAAAAGGGCUUCUAUGAGGUGGACUACAACACCUUCCACGACACCUAUGAGACCAACACACCCAGCUGCUGUGCCAAGGAGCUGGCCGAAAUGAAGCGGGAAGGCCGGCUCCUCCAGUACCUCCCCAGCCCCCCACUGCUGGGGGGCUGUGCUGAGGCAGGGGUGGAUGCAGGGGCUGAGCAGAAUGAGGAAGAUGAGCCCAAGAGGCUGGAAAACUCACCCGGGCCCAGAAGAUGCGCUCUGCUGGUCCCAGUCAGAAGAUCGACACCGAUGCACGCACAGCAGAUAUCUCCUUAGGCCUUGUUAGAUCCCAGCCAUAAAGUGUGCUGACUUUCUUAUGGUAAAUAAAUGUCUAGGAGGAAGUUCUGAAAACAGAAACAUUGCUGACUUCUUCUCAAGUGAGUGUUUACAUUGAUUCAGAAGCUGCUAUUCAAAUAACCUUGGCUCACUUGGUGGAGGCAAAAAUCUUAAAUUCCAGAGGAGAAAUUACUGAGAAUUUGGGCACAUUAACAUAUACUUUGAGCUUCAUUUUUCUACCAAGUAAGCAAAAGCGUAAGCGGAGCCAUCCUCGGCUGCGCUGGGCGAGUCUGCAGCAGUGAGCGAGGAGGUGACGUACAGAGGCACUGAGAACUCCUGUGUGCACCCACUGGAUGCCACAUUCCAAAUUGCCUCUCUUUUUUGAGACAGAGUCUCACUCUGUUGCCAAGGCUGGAGUGCAAUGGUGUAGUCUCA
Sapajus apella (tufted capuchin) is the source of this 2135-nucleotide messenger RNA. It is a transcript of the gene KCNJ5, whose product is annotated as potassium inwardly rectifying channel subfamily J member 5. The record is from RefSeq and is a predicted model, not a curated record. The transcript is spliced from 4 exons. Gene Ontology annotation, molecular function: G-protein activated inward rectifier potassium channel activity. Bases 387 to 1700 code for a protein of 437 amino acids. Lineage: Eukaryota; Metazoa; Chordata; Mammalia; Primates; Cebidae. Gene Ontology annotation, cellular component: plasma membrane. Gene Ontology annotation, biological process: potassium ion import across plasma membrane; regulation of monoatomic ion transmembrane transport.